GACUUGACAGCCCUGGUUGAGAAGAGUCUGGAGGGACCACCCAAGCCCUUCAGGAGGAGUUCUUCCUGCCCUUUAGAUGAAGUAUAAGGAAAGAGAAUAUAGAUAAGCAUGGAAAGUGAGGACACGAAGAAAAUUCAAGAAAUGAAGACUGACCUGAACUUGUUAUUGGAGUGUCUAAAGUAUCAAAUGGACAACCCCUUUUCACAAAAGGAAGCUCUGGUCACUAUUCAUUCAAUUUGUCAACAAAAUAAUAAUGCAGGUAUUUAUUUUCGGGAAAUUGGUGGUUUGACGUUUAUAAAAAAUCUUGCAAAAUCAAGUGAACAUAGUGUGGUAAAAGAAGCAGCGUUAUAUGCAUUAGGAGGUAUUGCAGAAAAAGAUGUUUACUGUCAACAAACUUUGUGUACUUCAGAGUUAUUUGAAGACUUAACUUGCUUCUUAUCUAAUGAGUCAAACACAAAUUUGAAGAGAGUGUCUGUCUAUGUUGUUCUGGUUCUGGUUUCAAAUAAUAGAAUGGGACAAACGCUUGUGAGAGAAACAGGUUGUAUUACAGUCCUAUCACAGUUGUUCAGGACAGUUCUUUCAAAAUAUGAGUUGAAUUUGUCAGAUAAAAAUGUUUUCCAGAAUUAUCAGUUGUGGUCUUCAGUGUGUAGUACUCUGUGUGUUUGUGUCAACAAUCCUCAAAAUGAUGAAAAUCAAAAGUUUUGCUGUUCACUUUUUUCAUAUGCUAAUGAGUGGCUAAUAAAUUGCAUGGAACCUGAGAUAAUUCGCCCAAUUUGCUCAUUUAUAGGACUCACUCUUGCAAAUAACAUUUCUGUUCAGAAAUAUUUUUUAUCUGUGGGUGGACUGGAUAUAUUGGCUCAAGUUUUUGUGCAACUGGUAUCUGAUUCCCACAAGACUCUUUCCAGUGCUAAGCUUGCAGUGAUGGUAACAAAGACAGUGGAUGCUUGUAUUGCUGAUAAUCCUACUUUUGGGAUAGUACUAUUCAAGUACCAGAUUGUUCCGAAACUUCUGACAUUACUGCUGCAUGAAAGUCUGGAUUCAGGAGAAAAAUUCAGCAUCAUACUUACUCUUGGUCAUUGCACAGAGGAUUGUGAGGAAAAUCAGUAUGACCUUUUUAAAUACAAUGGGCUUCCACUCAUGAUACAAGCUUUAACUGAUUCUCAGGAUGAGGAACUAAACAAAGCUGCCAUAUUUGUGCUUCACAACUGCCAAAGAGCUGCUGAGAAAUUAUCUCUAAGUCUCGGAGACUAUUCUUUUGAUGAAAAUGAAACAGAACAAUCAAAUUAUAUGAAUAUGAAAGAAAAGAAACUUGAAGAGCACUGGAAGAAAGCAAAAGAAAUUCUACACAGAAUUGAACAGCUUGAAAGAGAAGAGAAUGAGGAAAAAAUAAAAAGAGAGAAAUAUAUGGAUAAUAUUUUAUCUAGGAACAUAAAUCUUCAGAAUACAUUGAAGCAUCUCCACACAGAUAGCACUGGUCAAGGUACCAAAGGAGGAGAUAAGAGUAAAAGCCAUUGUAGACAGAUUCAGAGUUAUAAAUCCCAUAGAGUCAUGUCUCAAGCAUCAAGUGAUGACCAAAUGAAGACUCUUUUGAAGGAUGCAAAUCCAGUUAAUGCUUGUUAUAUAGAGGAUGAGAAAAAUAAGACUUUAUUUAAAGCCAAUUCAAGCUGCAAUCAAAACUCACACGAGGAAACAGCUCUUGAACAAAAUAAUUUUGUUUCUCAAUCAAGUGACCAUGUUUUUAAACAUCCAACUCACACUGCCAAAAAUAGAAAGCAGCAGUUACCAGUAACAGAUCCAUUUACAUUGUGUUCAGAUAUAAUAAACAAAGAAGUAAUCGGUUUUUUAGCAACUGAGGAUUGUUCAAAGAUGUUGAAAUAUAGGUGCUCAGGUUGCAUAGCAGUAGGAAAAUCCCUGAAUAGCCGAAAUUUUAGCAAGCUCUUGCAUUCUUGCCAGUACCAGUGUGAUCGUCACAAAGUCAUUGUGGAAGCUGAAGACAAAUAUAAAAGUGAACUAAGGAAAUCACUCAUCUGUAACAAAAAAAUUCUGCUGACCCCACGUAGAAGACAACGACUCAGUAAUGAAUCUAUUACCCCUGGAGAAAUAAAAAAAAGAAGAAUUCGUAAAAACUUUACCAAAGAAGAAGUGAAUUACCUUUACAAUGGAGUUAAGAAAAUGGGAAAUCACUGGAAUUCAAUUUUAUGGUCUUUCCCUUUUCAGCAAGGACGGACAGCUGUGGACCUUGCUCGCAAAUAUCAAAAGCUGACCAAAUACCCCAAAUGUGGGGCUUCUUGA
Molecule: messenger RNA, 2292 nt
Organism: Otolemur garnettii (small-eared galago)
Lineage: Eukaryota; Metazoa; Chordata; Mammalia; Primates; Galagidae
Gene: TERB1
Product: telomere repeat binding bouquet formation protein 1
Exons: 18
Coding region: 109-2292 (727 amino acids)
Biological process (GO): meiotic attachment of telomere to nuclear envelope; homologous chromosome pairing at meiosis
Source: RefSeq, a predicted model, not a curated record